This is a messenger RNA of Akanthomyces muscarius, 1329 nucleotides long. RefSeq lists its product as uncharacterized. Bases 1 to 1329 code for a protein of 442 amino acids. Gene Ontology annotation, biological process: tripeptide transport; allantoate transport; dipeptide transport. Gene Ontology annotation, molecular function: dipeptide transmembrane transporter activity; allantoate transmembrane transporter activity. The record is from RefSeq and is a predicted model, not a curated record. The transcript is spliced from 6 exons. Lineage: Eukaryota; Fungi; Ascomycota; Sordariomycetes; Hypocreales; Cordycipitaceae. Gene Ontology annotation, cellular component: plasma membrane.
AUGAACCAUCACGUUGAAAAGGGCGACGGCGAUGCCACCACCAUUCAAGAUGCCAAAAUCGUGGUGGAUGCUGGCAUUCACUUGUCACCGGAGGAAGACAGGCGUAUCCUGCGUAAACUGGAUCUAUGCUUGCUGCCCAUCAUGGCUGUGAGCUACUUUUUUCAGUAUCUCGACAAGUCGGCUCUUGGUUCCACAGCAAUCCUGGGCCUUCGCCAAGACCUUCAUCUCUCUGGCGAGGAGUAUUCCUGGUCCAGCGGCAUAUACUACUUUGGCUACCUCGCCGCGUCGUACCCCGCGGGAGUCAUGAUGAUUCGUUGGAGAGUCGGCAAGGCAAUCACCGUGUCCAUUCUUGUGUGGGGUGCCAUCCUCAUGCUCACAGCCGUCUGUCACAAUGCUGCUGGCCUCCUCACUACACGAUUCUUCCUUGGUGUUGCCGAAGCAGCCAUCGCCCCGGGGCUGACAAUCAUUGUUUCCAUGUUUUACAAAAAGUCCGAGCAGCCUCUUCGACAUGCUGCGUGGUUUCUCGGCAACACCUGUGCUGGCAAAGCCGAUCGGGAGAAGGUCGUGAUCCGGGUCCAAGAGAAUUUGACAGGCAUAAAAAAUGAUGAGCUGAAAUGGAGCCAAGUACGAGAGGCGCUCCUCGACAUGAACACAUGGUUUUUGGUGCUCACACAGCUUUCAUCAAACAUUCCCAACGGUGGUGUCACAACUUUCCGAUCUAUUAUUCUCCAUGGCAUUGGAUUCAGCACAUUCGAUACUCUUCUUCUUCAGUGUGUUCCAUACCUGGUCCAGCUGGCUCUCGUCAUAUUGUGCACGGGAGGCAGCAGUUACCUCAAAAAUACUCGCACAUACUGGAUGAUGCUCACGUUUGCGGUCGCUCUCGUCGGCGCUGCCCUUGUGCGACAACUGCCUGAGCACGGCAAAUGGGGACGAUACGCGGGUACUUGUCUGAUGGGCGCAAACUCUGCCUCCUUUCCGUUACUCAUGUCGAUGGUGUCCGGCAACAUCGGCGGAUUCACCGAGAAGACCACUGUAAAUGCCAUGAGUUUUAUUGCGUACUGCGUCGGUAACAUCAUUGGGCCUCAGCUAUUCUUUGAACGGGAAGCACCAUCUUAUGGUUCCGGCUUUGCCGCUCUCAUCGUCUGUCAAACAGUCUGCUUUGUACUAUGUCUUUCUAUGCGAUUUUACCUCGUGUGGGUGAAUCGCAGCCGUGAUCGACACGAAGGCAGCACCGAGACAGCCGAUGAGGAUAACGUACAAACGCAAACCUUAAUGGCCAUGAUGGACAAGACCGACAAGGAAAUCGAAGGCUUCAGAUAUGUAUACUAG